Molecule: messenger RNA, 741 nt
Organism: Leptosomus discolor (cuckoo roller)
Lineage: Eukaryota; Metazoa; Chordata; Aves; Leptosomiformes; Leptosomidae
Source: RefSeq, a predicted model, not a curated record
GCUUUUCGGGUUUCCGUGGUAGGGAGAGGAGAGGAGGAGGCUGUCGGAAAGAUUUUGGGGAAGAGGGAGGUGGGGAGGGUUCGGAGGUUGAAACAAGAGAAGAUGAGGAACAAAACAUCAAGUUGAUUGAAAUUUUGGAACUGUUGGUGGCUGCUGGGUAUUUUCGAGCAAGAAUCAAGGGGUUAUCACCCUUUGACAAGGUGGUAGGCGGCAUGACGUGGUGUAUCACUACUUGCAGCGUUGAUAUCGAUGUUGAUUUAUUGUUUCAGGAAAACUCUACUAUUGGUCAAAAAAUUGCCUUAACUGAAAAAAUUGUGUCAGUAUUACCAAAAAUGAAGUGCCCUCAUCGUUUGGAACCACAUCAGAUCCAGGGACUGGAUUUCAUUCAUAUAUUUCCUGUUGUACAGUGGCUGGUGAAACGUGCAAUAGAAACAAGGGAAGAAAUGGGAGACUAUAUUCGUUCUUACUCUAUAUCACAGUUUCAAAAAACUCAUAGGCUACCAGAGGAUGAUGAAUUUAUGCAAAGAAAAGAGAAGGCCAUCAAAACUGUUACUGAUAUCUUUGUAAGUAUGUUAGACUUUGAUGCUCAAGAAGCAAGGCUUGGUGAGAAUGACAUGGCAAAGAUGAAGCUGGUCAUGGUCCUGGAACUAGAUAUGCAUGUGUCUAUUUCUGCAGCUAAGGGAAUAGUUCCAUAUUCAGGGUCCAAGAAUGAAACAGAUAAUGGAAAGCAAGAAAAACAAG